Molecule: messenger RNA, 6522 nt
Organism: Procambarus clarkii (red swamp crayfish)
Lineage: Eukaryota; Metazoa; Arthropoda; Malacostraca; Decapoda; Cambaridae
Product: transient receptor potential channel pyrexia
Biological process (GO): transmembrane transport; monoatomic ion transport
Cellular component (GO): membrane
Molecular function (GO): calcium ion binding; monoatomic ion channel activity; protein binding
Source: RefSeq, a predicted model, not a curated record
UAGAGAAGAAGUGGGAGGGCAGAGGAGAUUGGAGGAACGAGGAGAGGCAGAGCAGAGGAGGACGGUGGAGCGAGGAUAGACCAGAAGAGGAUGGCAUAGCAAGGCGAGGUAGAGAAGAAGUGUUAGAGGAAAUAGAAGGCGGUGAAGCGAGGAGAGAUAGAGGAGAAGAGGUAGAGACAAGGUAGAGCAAGAAGAGGGUGGUGGCGCGGCCGGUGGUGGGUCAGUCGGGCUGCGCGCACUGUACGGGUCGGAGGUCGGAGCGACUACUGCAGUACCGGCGGCUCCACCGUACGAGUCUGGGCCUAUGGAGCAGGGUAUAGCAGCGCGGCCUUCAAAAUAUAUCCACUGCUGAAGAAAUUUUGCAAGACGUUCUUCCCCCUACGUUGUAACAAGCACCUUUGGCGUGGUCUUCUAACUUAACACGCGAAUGGCACUUAACCCUCAAGGUGUGACCGAGUUGGCCCCCUUAACCUGAGAGAUAUAUAAGGAAGUUGUGUUGGCAGCCCUGCGGAGGCGAGCAUGGCCGGAUACCUGGCACUCAGAUCCAUGGAGGGCAACGGAGUAGCGGCUCAGGGGAGCGUCCCUCCAGGGGGCGAGGACGAGGACCAUAAUAAACAGGAGAUGCUGGUUGCUGUACAGACAGGUGAUAAGGAAAAGCUUCAAUAUGCACUGAAACAGCUGUCACCAAAGUGCAUCAAUCAUGUGUUUCCACACCCUGUUUAUGCCACAGCUCUUCACAUUGCCGCACAGAACAAUUCCACAGAGCUAGUAGAUUGUCUCCUUAAGGAAGCAGCUGACCCAAAUGUUAGGGACCUACGUGGGAAGAAGUACUGCCCCAUACAUUAUGCUGCACAUAAUGGAAACUUAGAAAUCAUACAGGCACUUCUUCGAGCAGAUGCAGAUCCUGAUGCAAAAGAAGGCGAGUUUGGUCGCACAGCGCUCCACAUCCUUGCUACUCGAUGGAAGACUAACGAAGAUAAUUUUAAAGCUUGUCUUGAUGCUCUUCUGUCAUGCAAAAUUAAAGUAGAUACUGUAGACAGCAGCCAGUCUUCCCCUCUUUUUAUGGCUGCUACAAAGAGUUGGGAGUACAUGACACGCCAAUUGAUUCUUAAAGGAGCCAGUAUUGACCUUGCUGUGGGAAAUAAGACAGUUGCUGAUGUUAUCCGCAAGAAGUUACCUGGUCUUCUUGAAACAAUUGACUUUUCUUUAAUUGAAAAGCCGCAACGAUAUUUUGGUGAUGAGUUAUAUAAAGCUCUCAAGGAUGGUGAUUUGGAGGUAUUUAGGGAAAUCCUUUAUGAGAUUAAAAAUUCUGGAAAGUCAAGUACCGAUAUACUUGAAGAGGACCAUGGAGAUUAUACACUUUUACAGCGUGCAUGUGAUGAUGGAUUGUCUGACUUUGUAGAAGAGCUGUUAAAGAAUGGAGCUGAUCCAACAAAGAAAGAUAAUACAAGCAAAAUGUCUCCAAUCCUGUAUGCUACAAGAAAUGGAUUUCACAAGAUUGUGGAAAUGCUUAUUAAAACCAUGAAAGAACGAGGUUACUUACAGAAAGGAGCUCUGAAAGAAACAGACUUACGGAAAGAAACUCCUUUGCAUAAAGUGGUAAAAAGAGAAUAUCCAUCGAAGAAUGAAGGAGUGAAUUAUUAUCGAUGCCUGCAAAUUCUCUUGGAUAAGAAGCAUUACCUAGACAUAGAUUACCAAGAUGAAUUUGACAACACACCACUACACUAUGCUGUUCUUUGUGAUGACCAGAGCUUUGUUCGUACUCUGUUAUUAAAUGGAGCCCACUUGGGUAUACGCAACAAAUUUGGAACUCUUGCAAUUACCCGAAUCCAGGCAUCUGUGCUUGAGGAAGUUCUUAAUGACUGCAUUAAACAUAAGAAUAAUGUGGCAGAUCGUGACUUCGAAAUCAUUGUUCACUACAGUAUGCUGGCUCCAGCACAGGCAUCUCAACAGCCAGAAACUGAAUGCUUGCGGUUCCUGAGUGGAUCAAGAAAUCAUAGGCGAUUGCUGCGGCAUCCAGUUAUUGAUACCUUCCUGUUCCUUAAAUGGCAGAGAAUUAGACAGUACUACUUUUUCAAUAUUGCUGCCUACACAGCUUUCCUAAUCUUGCUGACAGCUUAUGUUCUGAUCUAUCAUGGAACAUUUAUCCCUUUAUCAGAGGAUGUUUCACAGAAUAAUACUGAGAUGCCUGAUUUAAAUGAUACAACAUCAAAUGUAGAAACAGUCAGUGAAAUGAUUAUGGAGAACUUGGUUAUCAAAUUUAUCUUCAAAGGCAUAAUUUCACUUUUUGCACUCUACAUAGCAGUGCGAGAAGGUAUUCAGUUUUUUGUUUCAUGGAAGCUCUACGUUUCUCGUUUAGAAAAUUGGCUUGAAAUCUCUAUUGUUUUGCUAACUGCUGCUCUUUUAUUUAUUCCACUGGGUGAAAAGUCACUACAAAGUCUCUCUGCUUGGCUUGUACUCUUCUCAUGGAUCGAAUUCAUUCUCUUACUUGGUCGUCAUCCAUAUUUUGCAGUGUACAUCACAAUGUUUACAACAGUCACUUAUAAUUUCCUUAAAUUUAUCAUGAUGUUUUCCUUCAUGGUAAUUGCAUUCAGCAUUAGCUUUUAUUUGGUGUUCCAGGUUGAUGACAACUUCAUGACGUAUCACCAGUCAUUGUUAAAGACUAUUGCAAUGACAACAGGUGAAAUUGAGUACACAGAACUCCCUCUCUCAUCUUUCCCUGUUUCAUCACAUCUUUUAUUUGUAUUGUUUGUAUUCCUAAUUGUUCUGGUGUUAAUGAACCUUCUAAAUGGUCUAGCUGUUAGUGAUAUCCAACAGAUCCAGCAAGAAGCUGAAAUUGUCAGUUACAGUAGUCGUGUUGAGCUUAUUUCCUAUAUUGAGUCUGUGUUUUUGGCAAGUCCAUUCAGGCGAAUUGUUCCAGGACCCAUCACAUGCUGUGAAACUGGAACUGACGACUGCUACCUUACAUCCUGUUUGAACUCCCCCAACCCAGUAAUGAAGCUCCUCAACUGGAUGGGUCGACGGACACUCAUGUUUCACUCCUGCCUGCGUGACCCUUAUAUAAUUGUCUAUCCCAACCGUGGUGUUGACCGUUGGCAUGUCUGUGACUGUCACUCUUUCCAUCUCAAGGAAACUCAGAUUGAAGCAGCAAAGGAUGUUGUUCUUGAGAAAGAACAUGCAGUUUCUGAUCAUCGUCUCUCUGGCCUAGAGAAUCGCCUAGAUGAAGUAAUGGCUGCCAUUUCCUCUCUUACAGAAAAAGUAAACAAACAUGUACUCUGUCCUUCUCCUCAGUGACUUACAAAAUCCUCGGAAACUCUUCCAGAAAUUAACACUUAAUGUACUUGGAUCUCAUUGUGUGCUUAAUAAUACUGUACUGUAUUAAAAUGUUAUUUGUAAUGCAUUAAUAUAUUACAUAGGUUAAAGGUGAGAAAAUAUGCAGAAACCUUAUGUAAAAUAUUUCUGUGGAAAUUACCAGCAGUUUUGGUAUUUUCUGGUAUUUAAAUUAUUUUCAAGAUAAAUUCUUUGUGCAAUGCCAUCUUAUAGACCAUGUUGACCAAAUAUAAUGGGUUCAUAUUGUAGUUGGCAUUUAUUAUUGAUAUUACAUUGUUUAAAUACAAUACAGAGUAAAAUAAAUGUAUAUAAUAAAGAACUAUCUAGUGAUUAUUAGUUACUGAUAUGUCAUUGGGACAUAUUAUACUGUAUUUUUGAAUUAUGAGUGAAAUUUAAUACCAGUUACAAUAAUUCCAUUCAAAAUAAGAAUGAUUUAAUUGAUUAAUGCAUUUGUUUUAAUAAUUUUAUUUUAUCUUGUGAUAAAGCAUAGGUUAAGGAAAAUAUAUUUGUGAUAGUAUAUAAGUGAUUUUAAGAUAAGUUAUUGCUACAGCCUUAUAACAGAAAUUAUUCAGUGGUGAAACUCCCUCCAGAGAAGCAUACUUAAGUGCUGAUAUUUAAAGGACAGAAGCUUUAAGUAAGUUGUGGAUAUAUGUAGUGUAAUGUGUAAUAAUGUUAAUGCAUUAAAUUCAUGGCAUUGUAGUCGAAUUUGUCUACAGUCAUGAUCUUGGUUUGACUUGACUGGUGCUCUAUCUUACCUUUCCUUUCUUUCCUGACUGAAGACCAUAAUUGUGUACUUAAUUGUAUUCUGAUAUAAUUACUGUACUUAGAAAUAAAAUGGUUAAUACAAAAUGCAAAACUUAAUUUAGUGUGAUAAUAAUGUACAAUAUUAUUAAAAAGCGUAAAGAAUGUAGAAUGUUUUUAUACAAAUUUCCUAUUAGAAGUAUUUGUAUAUAGAUGCAAUGUAUGAGGUUUUAGUUACCAUAAUAUUUGUUAGUGCUGAUGCUAGAAAAUCUUCAUUGGUAAAAUCCUAUAUGGUGUAAAACUAAUUUUAACUAUUAUAUUGUAGAGGAUUUUCUUUUAAACAGGUAAAUUUAUAUGAUGGUAAAGACCCAUACUUUUAAUGAAUUUGCAAUUAAGACUUUUGAGAUGAUUAUAUAAAAGAUAAACAGCAGACUUUAAAAUACUGUCAAGUCACAAGUAUGGCAGGUUGUGUACACGUCCACUUUCACAGCUUCCCUGACUGGAGAAGAGGAAGCUUAUACCAAGUGACUGUACAUUGUCAGUUGCCAUCUCAUUAUUCUCUCAUUUACUUGGAAUUCAUUAUUUGACUUUCAAAAAUUGUUCCAUGACCGCUCCUAUGUACAUAGGAGCAAUGUAUGUACAAUGUAUGUAGAACUAUAUAUAUUUAUGUACAUAGUUCCCAAAUUUAUAUACUUGUUUCUAAAUUCAUACCACUAACCUAACUUAGAGUCAGUUUGCAUAUAUGUCAAUAUGUAGGAGUUAAAGUUGCAUGAAAGACUGUUGUUUCAUAAUGAUUUUCAUAGGUACUCUGUGUAAAAAUCUCUACUGCUUUUAUUAAAGCCACUAAAAUGAGGGCAUGAGGUGAACGUUAGUGACCAUAACAAAUGUAAUGGAUCAGUUUAUUCAUUCUUGUAGAGACAUUGGUUUCCUUAGAAGGACAGCAGGAUAUUAUAUUUGGCAUGUAUGGCAGUUAUAGAGUUGGACUUAAAGUUGGCAAAAUAUGAUUGUUGGUGUUAAGAAGUUACAUUUUGUUGAGGUCUGUUGCUGCAAAGCCUAGUUUUCAGUGGUAACUCAUAAUUAAAUAUUCCAUGGUAAAUACAUGGAUCAAUUUCAUUUAGGAAACAUUAUUUUUUUGCAGUACAAUAGAGAUUUACAACAUUGCAUUUAUACAUACCGGUACAUCCCAAAGGUCCUUAACCUUCUCUACCAAUCAUGUCAUAUAUUAUUUUUCUAUUAAUUCUUGAUUGAUUUUUGUGUUAUCCUACAGUGCUGAACAUAUUUGUAUCAAACAACUGCAAGCAUGGAUAUUGUUGCUUAUAAUAUUUCAGUAAUUUGAUUUGGUCUCCAUAGCUUUAGUUUAACCCAAUUUUGCACUUCAGAACUACUUGCUUGAUCAUGGCAAUAACCUGUAGUUUAUUCAAGGAGCAUCUCAAGAACAUCAAGAAAUGUUCCACAAUAACCAAUACAAUUGUAAAUGUCUUAGCAGUAUAUUACAUGUUAAUUGAUGUAUUUAAGAUGUUACAAUUAUUCCUUACCAGUUGAGCAUUUUUAAACACAGCAUCUAAUGUAUUAUGUUUUAUAUUGAACUGUUUUCUUUCCUAUUAUGGUGGAAAAUUGAAGUGGCUUUGAUAUUGUUCUCUUGGUGGUGAGUAUUUUGUACAAGAUAUAUGAUUGAAAUUUGCUGGAUCAAAUUAAUUCUACAAGCUUUUACCUGAAUUUACCUGAGGGGGGCCACUAACACUAGUGGCAUCGAUGAGGACAGGAAGCUGGCGGCACGUUGUAGGUCCCCCCAUUUUCCAAUUGCCUUGGUCUCUAAGAUUCCAGAAGCUUAUCACUUCUUAAAUAUUACCAAAACUGUUAAUGUUAUUAUAUAAAGUGCAUAUACAUACUGUAAUACUAACAUUACCAUUUUGAAAAAUUUAUGAUUAUACUGUAUCAAGACAUUUACUUGACUGUAUAUUCAGCAAUUAGGCAUGUAUAACUGCCAGUCUUUCUUAAUAGCAGGAAAAACAAUAUUAAACUGGUUUGCUGUAAAUCGGUAAACUGUGUGCUUUGAAGCACAAUAUCUAUACAGUACUGUCAUAUAUAAAUGCUUUUGUUUCUAUCAAAUUUGUUUUCACUAUAUUUAAUGUGUGCAAAUAAAUUCAUAAAUAACAUAAUGAACUUAUUUUCAGUGUCUUUGUAUAUGUAAAUAUUUAAAUGUGGCAGACUGUUCAGUGAAUUGGUGUGGGUUAUAGUGGAUUUUAAAUGAUGUAACAAAACAGUGCAGCUUGUAAUGAAUAUCCUGAAGAGAAAAUAUACUAUAUUGACAAAAUUUAAUAUUUAAGAAUUUUGUUUUAAUCAAAUGGUAGGCAAAGUAUACAUACUAGGAUGUAUUGCCUUAUACUGAAUUUCUUUGUACAAUUCCAGAAAUGUGGCUGUUUUUGUUACAAAUAAAAUGGAUUACUGUGA